Molecule: messenger RNA, 4897 nt
Organism: Cuscuta epithymum
Lineage: Eukaryota; Viridiplantae; Streptophyta; Magnoliopsida; Solanales; Convolvulaceae
Source: the annotation of a GenBank genome assembly
AUCCUCCGUUGUAUCCGAAAGAAGUGGCGGCGGCGGCAUCUAAGAACUUUUUUCGUCAGCAACAUCUUCACCAACGGCCUUCUCGACGGGCUAUGUGACAAUCUCAUUCUCUUUCUUUUUUCGUCGAGGCUCACUGCUGAUAGGACUUCAGGCGACGACCCUAUUCGGCGGCUAGCUUCGGCUUAUUGAGGCGACGAUCUCUGUUCCGGAAUAACUUCCGGAAGCAACAUCAAAAUCCAGCUCAUUCAAAAUGUUUCACGUAUCAUUCUCGAAUUCCUAAGUAGGCAACCUUUUCUCUAGAAACAAAAAAAGUUUGGGCUGCUCAAAUCUUUUGCUAGAAAAGUUUAUCGGAAGGCAUGCCGUCUCUUCAGCUCUUACAUUUGACUGAACAUGGUCGAAGCCUUUUGGCUUCAAGGAGAAAAACUCUAUUGCUUGCAACUGGUAUUAUUGUUGCUGGUGGAUCAGCUGCUGCAUACAUACAGUCACGGAAGAAACUGAAGAAGUACAGCUCUAUGGAUCAGUAUAAUGAUAAUGUUGGUAAUAUAGGAGAGUUAAAUGUAUCUGUUGGAACAAGUGACAUUAUUUUAAAGAAAAGCAGGCAAAAGAAGGGAGGAUUGAGGUCCUUAAAGGUUUUAGCGGCAAUUCUUUUAUCUAAAAUGGGCAGCUUGGGCACCAGGGACCUUUUAGCUUUGAUUGUUGCAGUGGUACUCCGAACUGCUGUGAGUAACAGAUUAGCAAAAGUACAGGGGUUUCUUUUCCGUGCUGCAUUCCUUCGACGUGUGCCAUUGUUCAUCCGCCUCAUUUUUGAAAACAUUCUAUUGUGUUUCCUCCAGUCAGCGUUACAUUCUACCUCAAAGUAUAUAACAGGAAGAUUAAGUUUGCGGUAUAGAAAAGUAUUAACGCAGCUUAUUCAUGCACAAUAUUUUCAGGAUAUGGUUUACUAUAAACUAUCCCAUGUUGAUGGUCGCAUAACAAACCCUGAACAGAGAAUUGCAAGUGAUGUACCAAAGUUCUGCUCAGAACUGAGUGACCUUAUACAAGAGGAUCUCGUUGCUGUUACUGAUGGAUUACUGUACACUUGGCGAUUGUGUUCAUAUGCAAGCCCGAAGUAUCUGUUCUGGAUAUUGGCCUAUGUUUUUGGGGCUGGCAUUGCAAUAAAAAAUCUCUCCCCUGCGUUUGGGAAGCUAAUGUCAAAAGAACAACAACUGGAAGGAGAGUACAGGCAGCUUCACUCACGUUUAAGGACACAUGCGGAAAGCAUUGCGUUUUAUGGUGGUGAAAGAAGGGAAGAGUUUCACAUUCAACAGAAGUUUAAGUCUCUUGUUCGGCAUUUGAGGCUUGUCCUUCAUGACCAUUGGUGGUUCGGCAUGAUUCAAGAUUUUUUGCACAAGUAUCUUGGUGCUACUGUUGCUGUUGUCUUGAUUAUUGAGCCUUUUUUUUCUGGACACUUGAGACCAGAUGCAUCCACAUUAGGAAGGGCAGAAAUGUUGAGUAAUCUGAGAUAUCACACUAGUGUAAUAAUAUCUUUAUUCCAGGCUCUGGGAACGCUUGCAAUUAGCUCAAGACGACUUAAUCGUCUAAGUGGCUACGCAGACCGUAUUCAUGAGCUCAUUGUUGUUUCACGAGAACUUGCUGCCCAUGAUGCAUCUAUAUUGCAAAGAGACGGGGAUAGGAAUUAUGUCAGCGAAGCACACUACAUUGAAUUCGAUGGUGUUAAGGUCGUUACACCCACUGGAAAUGUAUUAGUGGAGGACUUGAGCUUACGAGUUGAAACAGGUUCUAACCUUUUAAUAACAGGUCCAAAUGGUAGCGGCAAAAGCUCACUUUUCCGAGUUUUGGGAGGCCUCUGGCCUCUUGUUUCUGGCCAUAUUGCGAAACCUGGAAUUGGUUCAGACCUUAACAAGGAGAUAUUUUAUGUACCUCAACGCCCAUACACAGCUAUUGGAACUCUACGUGAUCAGAUAAUAUAUCCUCUUACUUCCGACCACGAGGUCGAGCCUCUUACACUUAGUGGAAUGGUUGAACUGUUACAAAAUGUUGAUCUUGAGUAUCUAUUGGAUCGUUACCCACCUGAAAAAGAGGUAAAUUGGGGUGAUGAGUUAUCUCUAGGUGAGCAACAGAGGUUGGGGAUGGCCAGGCUUUUCUACCAUAAACCUAAAUUUGCAAUUCUCGAUGAGUGUACCAGUGCUGUGACAACGGAUAUGGAAGAACGCUUUUGUUCCAAAGUAAGAGCGAUGGGGACGUCUUGUAUAACUAUAUCUCAUCGUCCUGCUUUGGUUGCAUUUCAUGAUCUGGUUUUGUCCUUGGAUGGUGAAGGAGGCUGGACUGUACAUCAGAAGAGGGCAGAUUCCCCCACUCUUACUGAGCAUGAGUUCAAUAGUAAGAAGCAUUCUGAGUUCAGUAAAAAGAAGCUUUCUGAUGCUGAGCGCCAAAGUGAUGCAAUGACUGUUCAACUUGCAUUUGCAAACACAAAGAAGGAUAUGGCAUUUUCAAGUACACAAGCUGUAUCAGUUUUUUCAAAGUUGUUAGCUGAAUCUCCUUCAGAAGAUGACAGUUCCAUGGUUCCUGUCUUUCCUCAGCUUAAAAGCGCGCCCUCGAGGGUGUUGCCUGCGAGAGUUGCUGCCAUGUGUAAAAUACUGGUCCCAACUAUGUUGGAUAAGCAGGGUGUACAGCUCCUAGCAGUUGCCUUGCUUGUGCUGUCUAGAACGUGGAUUUCUGACCGCAUCGCCUCUUUAAAUGGUACAACUGUGAAGUUUGUACUGGAGCAAGAUAAGGUAGCAUUUAUUCGACUAAUUGGCAUUAGCGUCCUUCAAAGCGCAGCCUCUUCUUUUGUUGCACCAUCUUUGAGACACCUUACAUCUACGCUGGCUCUUGGAUGGAGGAUUCGUCUGACCAAACACUUACUGAAGAACUAUUUAAGAAAUAAUGCAUAUUACAAGGUAUUUCACAUGUCUCGAGUCAACAUGGAUGCAGAUCAGAGAUUGACUCAAGAUCUUGACAAGCUAACCACUGACUUGUCUAGCCUUGUUACUGGAAUGGUUAAGCCAACCGUUGACAUCUUAUGGUUCACAUGGAGAAUGAAGCUUUUGACUGGCCAGCGAGGAGUUACUAUAUUAUAUGCUUAUAUGUUACUUGGUUUAGGUUUUCUGAGGUGUGUAACUCCAGCAUUCGGUGACCUAGCAAGUCGUGAACAGCAGCUAGAGGGAACAUUUAGGUUUAUGCAUGAGAGGUUACGUACACACGCUGAAUCUGUUGCUUUCUUUGGAGGUGGUGCUCGAGAAAAGGAGAUGGUUGAUUCAAGGUUUGAGGAACUUCUUAAUCAUUCUGCAUUGCUUCUAAAGAAGAAAUGGCUUUUCGGCAUAAUAGAUGAGUUUAUCACAAAGCAACUACCUCACAAUGUUACAUGGGGUUUGAGUCUCUUGUAUGCUGUCGAGCACAAGGGUGAUCGUGCUUUGACUUCAACUCAAGGUGAGUUGGCUCAUGCACUACGGUUCUUAGCUUCUGUCGUGUCUCAAAGCUUUUUAGCUUUUGGUGACAUUCUUGAGCUGCAUAGAAAAUUUGUUGAACUUUCCGGUGGUAUCAACAGAACCUUUGAGUUGGAAGAGCUUCUAGAUGCUGCUAAAAAUGAUCAAGCGUCCGAGAUUCCUCUGUCAUCCUUCUCGGAAAAUAUUAUUUCUUUCUCCGGAAUGGAUAUCAUUACACCAUCACAAAAACUCUUGGCAAGGAAAUUAGUAUGUGAUAUUAUGCCGGGAAGGAGCCUUCUCGUCACUGGCCCUAAUGGGAGUGGAAAGAGUUCAAUCUUCAGAGUCCUUCGUGGUUUAUGGCCGGUGGUCAGUGGAACCCUCGUUAGACCAGGUCAACAGCAUAAGUCUGGAUUUGGUUGUGGUGUAUUUUAUGUCCCUCAGAGACCAUACACGUGCUUAGGAACCCUGAGGGAUCAAAUUAUAUAUCCUCUGUCACUCGAAGAAGCAAAGAGAAGAGCAUUGUCCUUGCUGAUGACAGAAGAUCAAAAGUCAAUCACUGGAUCCCAUGACAUUCUUGAUUUUCAUUUAAAGACUAUCCUAGAGAGUGUUAAACUAAUCUAUCUUUUGGAAAGAGAAGGGGGCUGGGAUACAAGCCAAAAUUGGGAGGACAUUUUAUCCCUUGGAGAACAACAAAGAUUGGGAAUGGCACGUUUAUUCUUUCAUAAGCCGCAAUUUGGAAUACUCGAUGAAUGCACCAAUGCCACGAGCGUGGAUGUCGAGGAGCACCUUUAUAGACUUGCCAAGGACAGUGGCAUCACAGUUGUUACAUCUUCACAGCGGCCUGCUUUGAUACCCUUCCAUUCAUUGGAGUUGCGAUUGAUUGAUGGAGAGGGCAAGUGGGAACUCCGUUCGAUCCAUCCAUAAAUGGUUAUCUAUGCUUUCAGUAAAAACAAGAACACGUAUGCAGUUUCGGAUGGAUCCAUCUCAACGAAGAGUACCUCUUACAUAUAUCUUGGUGAAUAGGUGUCAACUUUCUAAAAUAAUAAGCCAAGGCAAUAAGAUUUGUUUUACUCAAAGAUAGACAGUGGGUGGGGCGGUGAAGCAUAGAUCAUUUUAUUUAUUGUAACAUAGCAAAGUCGUGUAUAGUUGCAGUAUUUAAUCAUGGCCUACAAGUUUUACGCCAUCCUUUUUGAUGUAAAGGGAUUAUUGUAUUUGCUGUCAGCCUUGAACAGUAUAAUUGUUACAGAAAUUAGCAGCAGCUGAAUCAAACUCAGUUUGAUAAGCCGAUUGUCUAUAAUGUUCUGUUAAUAUAUGACAAUUAGCUAUGGGCAUGUUUGGUGCAUAAGGAUGUAAUAAUGUGUCAAGUAUUUUCUGGUUUAAAAACAUUACUGUGACACUUCAAAGUGUGAAAUAAUGAAAGAUAUUACUUGACA